AUGACUCUGCGCAUAGCGGCUGCUCGGGCGUGCAACGUGGCCGCCGGACCUAUGGCCAUGAACGCGGACCGCGUGAGCGUCAUGCAGCCCCUGCCGGCCUUCUACUACGCGGACGCCGUCCACAUGGCCGGCAGACGACAGAUGUACAGCACCGACGUCUUCGGCUACAUCUACGCCUUCGACGAACAGGUCUGGAUGGCCCUUGGCAUCGCGCUACUGGCCACCGCAGUCAUCAUGGUCAUGUUCCAAAACAACUUCAGGCGCGUCGGUGCGAUUGGGAAGUUCGUCGAUUACGUCUUCCUACUCUUCGCGAUGCUCCUGACUAAGGGUCCGUCGCGAUGUCCGGACAACACGAGGAUGCUCAUCGCGGUCUGGUGGCUCGGCGUCAUCUUCACGACUACCACAUUCACGAGUCAUAUGCAGGCCAGCAUGACCAUCAAGACGGAAGCGCCGCGCAUCGAAAGCGUAAAGGACAUCGUGAACAGGCCCGACAUCUUGCCCAUCAUCAUCGACGGCAUGGCCUUCGACGUCAUAUUCAGCACCUCAACCUUCCCCGAAGACAACGAGGUGUGGAGGCGCAUCCAGAAGGAGCAGAGCCAGUGGUCCUUCAAGCGCGUCUUCUCGCGAGACACCUACGAAGGCGUUUUGGACGGCAAGAAGGUCGUCUUCAUGGAGCAGUCCCUGUACCACUACAGCGUCCAGCUGCUCUACCCCGAUGAACCGCCCAGGGGACAGUUCUACUUAGGCAAGAAGAAAGCCGUCACGCUCCCUGCCUCCAUGUACGUCAGCUACGACGCGCCCCAACGUGUCAAGAAAGCUUUGCACCGAAUGUCUCGCUGGAUCUGCGAGUCCGGCGUGAUUGACAUGCACCUCAACAACGUGCUGCUCAAGACCUGGAAGAUGCAAGACGUUCAUCAUCUCCAGGCCAACGCCCUGAGCGUGGACGACGUGUUCGGGGUGUUCGCGCUCUGGGCCAUCGGCAUGGCUCUGGCUGCGACGGCUCUCCUGGUCGAAUGCGCGCAUGUGGCCGUCCGCAAGCUUGGAAAGCCCAAGAGAACGACCCGUAUUGCGCUCUCGUACUUGCGCUGA
Molecule: messenger RNA, 1089 nt
Organism: Ixodes scapularis (black-legged tick)
Lineage: Eukaryota; Metazoa; Arthropoda; Arachnida; Ixodida; Ixodidae
Exons: 6
Coding region: 1-1089 (362 amino acids)
Cellular component (GO): membrane
Molecular function (GO): ligand-gated monoatomic ion channel activity
Source: RefSeq, a predicted model, not a curated record